AUGGCCGACAUCCUCACCCAGCUUCAGACCUGCCUGGACCAGCUCGCGACGCAAUUCUACGCAACAGUUGCCUACCUGACAACCUAUCAUGACCACUCGCCCGCUCUCCCGCCGCCCAACGACUCCAACGCCGCUCCGCUCAAAAAGAUCCCCAAGAACCCGCCUCCCACGGCAUCUACCACCGCGGUAAACACCCCCAGUGGAGCCCAGCCUGCGGACGCCGCUGCCACAAAUGCGUCUAAUUCACCGCCUCCUGACCCCCCAAACACAUUUCUUAUGCGCCAGCGCGAACUGGCCCGAGACCUGAUCAUCAAGGAACAGCAGAUCGAGUACCUGAUCACUGUCCUGCCGGGGAUCAAGUCUACAGAGGCGGAGCAGGUAGAGCGGAUCAAGCAGCUGGCGCAAGAGCUGAGAAUAGUUGAGGAGGAGCGGAGAGUGAAGAUGAGAGAAAUGAAGAAGUUGGCGGAGAAAGUCGACGGCUUGCUGGGUGCGGUGAGUCGUGGGACAGGCAUCUCCAACGCUCAAGGACAUUAA
Ophidiomyces ophidiicola is the source of this 534-nucleotide messenger RNA. It is a transcript of the gene srb7, whose product is annotated as Mediator of RNA polymerase II transcription subunit 21. The coding region runs from base 1 to 534 and encodes 177 amino acids. The transcript is spliced from 2 exons. Gene Ontology annotation, molecular function: transcription coregulator activity. Gene Ontology annotation, cellular component: mediator complex. The record is from RefSeq and is a predicted model, not a curated record. Gene Ontology annotation, biological process: regulation of transcription by RNA polymerase II. Lineage: Eukaryota; Fungi; Ascomycota; Eurotiomycetes; Onygenales; Onygenaceae.